Dovyalis caffra is the source of this 1311-nucleotide messenger RNA. NCBI's taxonomy places the organism in Eukaryota, Viridiplantae, Streptophyta, Magnoliopsida, Malpighiales, Salicaceae. The record is from the annotation of a GenBank genome assembly.
AUGGCUUCUCGCUUCCUCUUCUUCUCCCUCUUCACUUAUCUUCUACUCUCCAUCUCCCUAGCUGAGAUCCAUUUCUCCGAGAUCCGAUCCGACGACCGUCAAUUUAUCCCUUUCGACGAAUUCGGGUUCACCCACUUUGGCCGACUCGAACUCAACGUCACAAACAUCCACCUCUCAGACCCUAACCCCGACCUCGAUCGAUCCAAAAUCGGAUUCUUCCUCUGCACUCACGAUUCCUGGCUUCACGUGAUUAACCAACUUGAGGAUGGUGAAAUCACGUGCGCUCUCCAAUCCGAUCUUAUCAAGCCCGUUUUCACUUUCAACGACCUCAAAAAGGACCAAACUAGCCUCUCCAAAAUGAUUUCUCAAAACGACGCCGAUCAGUACACGCUCGUCUUUGCUAAUUGCUUGACGUCGUCGAAAGUCUCCAUGGACGUCAAGUCGGCGAUGUAUAAUCUCGACAAAGGCGGUAAAGUUCGCGACUAUUUGUCGGCAGGCAAAACUAUUUUGCCGCGGGUUUAUUACUUAUUGUCGCUGAUUUAUUUCGGUUUAGCUGGUGUUUGGAUUUAUGUUUUAUACAAGAAACGACUUACCGUUUAUCGAAUUCAUUUCUUCAUGCUUGCUGUAGUAAUUUUAAAGACAAUGAAUUUGUUGUGCGAAGCUGAGGAUAAGAGCUAUAUUAAGAGAACAGGUUAUGCACAUGGAUGGGAUGUUUUGUUUUACAUUUUUAGUUUUUUGAAGGGAAUUACGUUGUUUACUUUAAUUGUUUUGAUUGGUACUGGGUGGUCGUUUUUGAAACCGUAUUUGCAAGAUAAAGAAAAGAAGGUUUUGAUGAUUGUGAUUCCGUUACAAGUUGUUGCGAAUAUUGCCCAAGUUGUGAUUGACGAGACUGGGCCGUAUGGGCAGGAUUGGAUUACAUGGAAACAAGUGUUUUUGUUGGUUGAUGUUGUUUGUUGUUGUGCGGUUUUGUUUCCUAUUGUUUGGUCAAUUAAGAAUUUGAGGGAAGCUGCAAGGUCGGAUGGGAAGGCAGCAGUGAAUUUGAUGAAGUUGACUUUGUUUAGGCAGUAUUAUAUUGUGGUGAUCUGCUAUAUUUACUUUACUAGGGUCGUGGUUUAUGCGUUGGAGACGAUUACUUCUUACAAGUAUCUGUGGACGAGCGUUGUGGCUGGAGAAUUGGUUACUUUGGCUUUUUAUGUUUUUACUGGGUAUAAGUUUAAGCCAGAAGCACAUAAUCCAUAUUUUGUUGUGGAUGAUGAAGAGGAAGAGGCGGCAGUUGAGGCUUUGAAGCUAGAAGACGAGUUCGAGUUGUAA